GCUGGAAGGCCGCACUAACCAAUGAGCUCUUGCCACAUCACAGACCCCACCCUCAAGCCGGUAGCGGCCUCCGCCACGCGUCGCUGACCCGGAACUAAAGGGCUGCGCGGCGCCGGAUUCUGGCGUCAUUCUACUACAGCGAUGGCGGCUCAGGGAGCAGCUGCGGCGGUUGCGGCGGCGACUUCAGGGGUCGCGGGGGAGAGCGAUCCCGGGCCCGGGGAGAAUGCGGCGGUCGAGGGGACCGCCCCGUCCCCGGGCCGCGUCUCUCCCCCGACCCCGGCGCGCGGCGAGCCGGAAGUCACCGUGGAGAUUGGAGAAACGUACCUGUGCCGACGCCCGGACAGCACCUGGCGUGAGGGCGGGGCCCAAGGCCAGGGGGCGGGGUCUGAAGAUUCUGCUGAAGUGAUUCAGUCUCGAGUGAAUGAUCAGGAGGGCCGAGAGGAAUUCUAUGUACACUACGUGGGCUUUAACCGGCGACUGGACGAAUGGGUAGACAAGAACCGGCUGGCGCUGACCAAGACAGUAAAAGAUGCUGUGCAGAAGAACUCAGAGAAGUACCUGAGCGAGCUGGCGGAGCAGCCUGAGCGCAAGAUCACUCGCAACCAAAAGCGCAAGCAUGAUGAGAUCAACCACGUGCAGAAGACCUAUGCAGAGAUGGACCCCACCACAGCAGCCUUGGAGAAGGAACACGAGGCGAUCACCAAGGUGAAGUACGUGGACAAGAUCCACAUCGGGAACUACGAGAUCGAUGCGUGGUACUUCUCACCGUUCCCCGAAGACUACGGGAAACAGCCCAAGCUGUGGCUCUGCGAGUAUUGCCUCAAGUACAUGAAAUUCGAGAAGAGCUACCGCUUCCACUUGGGUCAGUGUCAGUGGCGGCAGCCCCCCGGGAAGGAGAUCUAUCGCAAGAGCAACAUCUCCGUGUAUGAGGUCGACGGCAAAGACCACAAGAUUUACUGUCAGAACCUGUGUCUGCUCGCCAAGCUUUUCCUGGACCACAAGACCUUGUACUUCGACGUGGAGCCCUUCGUCUUUUACAUCUUGACUGAGGUGGACAGGCAGGGGGCCCACAUCGUUGGCUACUUCUCGAAGGAGAAGGAGUCUCCAGAUGGGAACAACGUGGCCUGCAUCCUGACCCUGCCCCCCUACCAGCGCCGUGGUUAUGGGAAAUUCCUCAUUGCUUUCAGUUACGAGCUCUCCAAGCUAGAGAGCACAGUCGGCUCCCCUGAGAAGCCGCUGUCUGACCUGGGCAAGCUCAGCUACCGCAGCUACUGGUCUUGGGUCCUGCUGGAGAUUCUGCGAGACUUCCGGGGCACACUAUCCAUCAAGGACCUUAGCCAGAUGACUAGCAUCACCCAGAAUGACAUCAUCAGCACCCUACAGUCCCUCAACAUGGUCAAGUACUGGAAGGGCCAGCACGUGAUCUGUGUCACACCCAAGCUGGUAGAAGAACACCUCAAAAGUGCCCAGUAUAAGAAACCACCCAUAACAGUGGACUCGGUCUGUCUCAAGUGGGCACCCCCCAAGCACAAGCAAGUGAAACUCUCCAAGAAGUGAGUGGGCUGCGCCCCGGCUGCUGAACCCGUGCCUCCCUGCCCCCCUCCCCCCGCCUGUAAAUAUGUACAGACCUGUUAUGUCAUUUUUUUUUUUAAUAAAGUAAGUUCUGCCAGUG
Mirounga angustirostris (Northern elephant seal) is the source of this 1672-nucleotide messenger RNA. RefSeq names its product lysine acetyltransferase 8 (gene KAT8). Gene Ontology annotation, molecular function: transcription coregulator activity; histone H4K16 acetyltransferase activity. The record is from RefSeq and is a predicted model, not a curated record. Gene Ontology annotation, biological process: negative regulation of DNA-templated transcription; positive regulation of transcription by RNA polymerase II. Gene Ontology annotation, cellular component: chromatin; MSL complex. The transcript has 11 exons. The coding region runs from base 142 to 1557 and encodes 471 amino acids. NCBI's taxonomy places the organism in Eukaryota, Metazoa, Chordata, Mammalia, Carnivora, Phocidae.